Oncorhynchus gorbuscha (pink salmon) is the source of this 6011-nucleotide messenger RNA. Its product is annotated as rho GTPase-activating protein 42-like. Gene Ontology annotation, cellular component: cytoplasm. NCBI's taxonomy places the organism in Eukaryota, Metazoa, Chordata, Actinopteri, Salmoniformes, Salmonidae. The transcript has 25 exons. The record is from RefSeq and is a predicted model, not a curated record. Gene Ontology annotation, biological process: signal transduction. Bases 230 to 3202 code for a protein of 990 amino acids. Gene Ontology annotation, molecular function: protein binding; GTPase activator activity.
AUCACGGGUCAUUUUGGUGAGGGGCUCUGGAGAGAAAAGUCCGUAUCUACGGCGGAAGUACCCGGAAAAGUGGGAGGGAAAAAAAACGUUUCGACAACUCUAGAUUGCGAAUAACACCGGUGUAGCAUGAUGAAAACAAACUUCUGUUAGGUAAAUACUUUUAUGAUCGGAAAAUAACUUUUAAACUAGUUUAUUGUGCGGGACACAUAGUCUUACUUUCGAGUUCACAAUGGGACUCCCAACUCUGGAGUUUAGCGAUUCUUUUCUGGACAGCCCUGAUUUCAGAGAACGGCUAAAAUAUCAUGAAAUAGAGUUGGACCGAACAAACAAAUUCAUCAAAGAACUGAUCAAAGACGGGAAUAUGUUGAUAACGGCGCUAAAGAAUCUGUCUACUGCGGUCCAGAAGUUCUCUCAGUCCCUCCAGGAGUUCCAGUUUGAGUGUAUAGGAGACGCAGAGACGGACGACGAGGUCAAUAUCGCCCAGUCGUUCAAGGAGUUCUCCCAGCUACUGAACACUGUGGAAGAGGAGAGGAGACGCCUGAUCCAGAAUGCAGAUGAUGUGCUAAUUGCACCUUUAGAGAAGUUCAGGAAGGAACAGAUUGGAGCUGCAAAGGAAGGGAAGAAGAAGUUUGACAAGGAGACAGAGAAAUACUACACCGUUCUAGAGAAGCAUCUGGCCUUGUCUUCCAGGAAGAAAGAACCGUUCUUACAAGAGGCAGACACACAGAUUGACAAGGAGAGGCAGGUGUUCUAUGAUGCUUCCCUGGAGUACGUCUUCAAGAUUCAGGAGGUCCAAGAGAAGAAGAAGUUUGAGUUUGUGGAACCGCUGCUGGCCUUCCUGCAGGGUCUGUUCACGUUCUACCACGAAGGAUAUGAGCUCGCUCACGAGUUUGAGCCUUACAAACAACAGCUCCAGUUCAACCUGCAGAACACGAGGAACAACUUUGUGAGUACGAAGCAGGAGGUAGAGAAACUGAUGAAGAGAAUCAGAUCAGCUGACCAGGACUACAAACCUCCAGGGCAGUGGACCAUGGAGGGUUUCCUCUACGUCCAGGAGAAACGGCCGCUGGGAUGCACGUGGACGCGACACUACUGUACGUAUGAGAAGAGCAGCAAAGCCUUCACCAUGACCACCUUUGAAACCAAAUCAGCUGGCAAACAGAAUGGUCUGGUGGUGAGUCCGUCUGAGAUGUUCAAGCUGAAGUCCUGUAUCCGAAGGAAGACUGACUCCAUCGACAAGCGUUUCUGCUUCGACAUCGAAGUGGUGGAGAGAACUGACAUCUGUCAAGGAACUCUUUUCCGACCUCUUCAGUUAAAGUUCUGUAAAGUCCGGCAUGGCAUCGUGACUCUCCAGGCUCUGUCUGAGUCCAACAGAAGGCUGUGGCUGGAGGCUAUGGAUGGCAAGGAGCCGAUUUACAAUCUUCCAGCCAUUCUGAGCAAGAAAGAAGAGACGUACCUAAACGAGGCAGGGUUUAAUUUUGUGAGGAAAUGCAUUGACUUGGUGGAGGUACGAGGGAUCAGCACGUUGGGCCUCUACAGAAUAGGAGGGGUGAACUCUAAGGUCCAGAAGUUGAUGACCACUGUGUUUGCAACCAAGGCUCCAGUUGAUAUGAACCUGGACCCAGACACCUGGGACAACAAGACCAUCACCAGCGGCCUGAAGAAUUACCUCAGGUGUCUCUCUGAGCCUCUGCUGACCUUUAAGCUCCACAAAGACUUCAUCAUGGCCGUCAAGUGUGAAGACCAGAACUACAGGGUUAGGGCCGUCCAUGCCUUGGUCCACAAGCUGCCUGAAAGGAACAGGGAGAUGAUGGAGCUACUGAUCAAACACCUCGUUACAGUGUCCACCCACAGCCAGUUCAACCUGAUGACUGUGUCCAACCUGGGUGUGAUCUUCGGGCCCACGUUGAUGAGGUCACAGGAGGAGACGGUGGCCGCCAUGAUGAACAUUAAAUUCCAGAACAUCGUGGUGGAGAUUCUCAUCGAGAACUUUGACAAGAUCUUCCACCAGCCUCCAGACCCCAACGUACCUCUGCCCCAGCCCCAAUCCCGACCAAGCUCACGAAGGAGCAGGGCCAUCUGCCUGUCCACAGGCCCUAGGAAGCCUCGCAGCAUCUACACCCCAACACUGUGCCUUGCAGACGCUGACAGUCCUUGUACAGGUGACACGUUCAGCAGCAGUCCAGGCAGCACCCCCUUGGGAAGCAUGGAGUCCCUCUCCUCCCACUCCUCUGAGCAGAACAGCUCCUCCAAGACAACUGGCACUUCCUCCCACCACCAGCCCAAAGACAAGGCUUCCUAUCCCCCUGGCCUGUGGCUGGGGAUGGGGCAGGGGACGAGCCAGUGGCUCGGCAUGGGUCAGGGUACCAGCCUGAAGCAGGGGAUGAGUCAGGGGACCAGUAUGGGGCAGGAGAUGGGUCAGGGGACCAGUAUGGGGCAGGAGAUGGGUCAGGGCCCAACCCUGGGUCUCCGUCGCUCCCCCUCACAGCUCUCUUCCAACGGGCCAGGGAAGGGAAGCGUCCCAUCCUGCCUCAGCAGCCCAGAGUCUAGCUCCAGGGAAGACGUGGAGACAGGGAGGACAGACGGGGAGUCGGAGGGAGAUGCUCUGAGUCUGUCCUCAACCAGCACCACAGCUACACCCAGGGGGUCCAUCGGCCCGAAGAAAGCCCCCCACUCCCAGACGGAUCUCCGGCCGGUGCCCGUGACCCAACUGACCCAGCUGAACCGCUCAGCCGCUCCCUCUCUGAGGUCACUGUAUAUAUCUGAAGGCCGUAGGAGUCUGGCAGGUUCAGUCCAGAGUCUGUCUGCCGAGACGCUGGACCAGAAAGACCAACAGAAGGAUCGGAAGGAGAGUGUAGAGUCUACAGACCCCCCAGACCGCCCUCCUAAACUAGUCACCCGUCGGAGAUUGGACAGACCGGACAAGAUGGAGUCCUCCAGCAACGGAUACCAGAGACCAGGAUCAGUGGUUGCUGCAAGAGCCAUGCUGUUCGAAACCUGCCCUUCAGCGGCGCAGACCACACCUGUUGGAAGAGACGCCAAGGCCAUGUACUCCUGUGAGGCAGAACACAGCCAUGAGCUCAGCUUCCCACAGGGGGCUCUCUUCUCAAACGUGUAUCCAUCUAUUGAACCUGGCUGGAUCCAAGCAACGUUCCAGGGAAAGACUGGCCUGAUCCCUGAGAACUAUGUGGUUUAUCUCUAACAACAAACUGACUGCUCCAAGAACCUAAACAUCCCAAACCAACCUUGAUCAUUUCAUGGUAUCCAUGGUAACAAUAAUCUGUAACGUGAUUGUUGUGAAGGCCAAGUUUCCCCAUUGAUCAGACAUGUAGAUAUGGGAACGUUGAGUAUCGUUCGUAUGCAGUAGAAGGAGCAGAUGUUUUUAAUCACCUGAAUGAUAUACCUACCUACCGUAUCUACACCCUUAUCAAGAUGAAUACUUCUGGUCAUGUCAUGCUGCUGGUCCUAUUCUUAUAGGUUAGUGUUGAUAUACUGUAUGUUCCAGGUGGGAUAUACAGUAAAAACAUACACGAUUGAUAAUAUACACUGAACAAGAAAUAUAAACUCAACAUGUAAAGUGUUAGUCCCGUGUUUCAGGAGCUGAAAUAAAUUGUCCCUGUCUAACACAUGUAAAGUGUUAGUCCCGUGUUUCAGGAGCUGAAAUAAAUUGUCCCUGUCUAACACAUGUAAAGUGUUAGUCCCGUGUUUCAGGACCUGAAAUAAAUUGUCCCUGUCUAACACAUGUAAAGUGUUAGUCCCGUGUUUCAGGAGCUGAAAUAAAUUGUCCCUGUCUAACACAUGUAAAGUGUUAGUCCCGUGUUUCAGGAGCUGAAAUAAAUUGUCCCUGUCUAACACAUGUAAAGUGUUAGUCCCGUGUUUCAGGAGCUGAAAUAAAUUGUCCCUGUCUAACACAUGUAAAGUGUUAGUCCCGUGUUUCAGGAGCUGAAAUAAAUUGUCCCUGUCUAACACAUGUAAAGUGUUAGUCCCGUGUUUCAGGAGCUGAAAUAAAUUGUCCCUGUCUAACACAUGUAAAGUGUUAGUCCCGUGUUUCAGGAGCUGAAAUAAAUUGUCCCUGUCUAACACAUGUAAAGUGUUAGUCCCGUGUUUCAGGAGCUGAAAUAAAUUGUCCCUGUCUAACACAUGUAAAGUGUUAGUCCCGUGUUUCAGGAGCUGAAAUAAAUUGUCCCUGUCUAACACAUGUAAAGUGUUAGUCCCGUGUUUCAGGAGCUGAAAUAAAUUGUCCCUGUCUAACACAUGUAAAGUGUUAGUCCCGUGUUUCAGGAGCUGAAAUAAAUUGUCCCUGUCUAACACAUGUAAAGUGUUAGUCCCGUGUUUCAGGAGCUGAAAUAAAUUGUCCCUGUCUAACACAUGUAAAGUGUUAGUCCCGUGUUUCAGGAGCUGAAAUAAAUUGUCCCUGUCUAACACAUGUAAAGUGUUAGUCCCGUGUUUCAGGAGCUGAAAUAAAUUGUCCCUGUCUAACACAUGUAAAGUGUUAGUCCCGUGUUUCAGGACCUGAAAUAAAUUGUCCCUGUCUAACACAUGUAAAGUGUUAGUCCCGUGUUUCAGGAGCUGAAAUAAAUUGUCCCUGUCUAACACAUGUAAAGUGUUAGUCCCGUGUUUCAGGAGCUGAAAUAAAUUGUCCCUGUCUAACACAUGUAAAGUGUUAGUCCCGUGUUUCAGGAGCUGAAAUAAAUUGUCCCUGUCUAACACAUGUAAAGUGUUAGUCCCGUGUUUCAGGAGCUGAAAUAAAUUGUCCCUGUCUAACACAUGUAAAGUGUUAGUCCCGUGUUUCAGGACCUGAAAUAAAUUGUCCCUGUCUAACACAUGUAAAGUGUUAGUCCCGUGUUUCAGGAGCUGAAAUAAAUUGUCCCUGUCUAACACAUGUAAAGUGUUAGUCCCGUGUUUCAGGAGCUGAAAUAAAUUGUCCCUGUCUAACACAUGUAAAGUGUUAGUCCCGUGUUUCAGGACCUGAAAUAAAUUGUCCCUGUCUAACACAUGUAAAGUGUUAGUCCCGUGUUUCAGGACCUGAAAUAAAUUGUCCCUGUCUAACACAUGUAAAGUGUUAGUCCCGUGUUUCAGGACCUGAAAUAAAUUGUCCCUGUCUAACACAUGUAAAGUGUUAGUCCCGUGUUUCAGGAGCUGAAAUAAAUUGUCCCUGUCUAACACAUGUAAAGUGUUAGUCCCGUGUUUCAGGAGCUGAAAUAAAUUGUCCCUGUCUAACACAUGUAAAGUGUUAGUCCCGUGUUUCAGGACCUGAAAUAAAUUGUCCCUGUCUAACACAUGUAAAGUGUUAGUCCCGUGUUUCAGGAGCUGAAAUAAAUUGUCCCUGUCUAACACAUGUAAAGUGUUAGUCCCGUGUUUCAGGAGCUGAAAUAAAUUGUCCCUGUCUAACACAUGUAAAGUGUUAGUCCCGUGUUUCAGGAGCUGAAAUAAAUUGUCCCUGUCUAACACAUGUAAAGUGUUAGUCCCGUGUUUCAGGAGCUGAAAUAAAUUGUCCCUGUCUAACACAUGUAAAGUGUUAGUCCCGUGUUUCAGGAGCUGAAAUAAAUUGUCCCUGUCUAACACAUGUAAAGUGUUAGUCCCGUGUUUCAGGAGCUGAAAUAAAUUGUCCCUGUCUAACACAUGUAAAGUGUUAGUCCCGUGUUUCAGGAGCUGAAAUAAAUUGUCCCUGUCUAACACAUGUAAAGUGUUAGUCCCGUGUUUCAGGAGCUGAAAUAAAUUGUCCCUGUCUAACACAUGUAAAGUGUUAGUCCCGUGUUUCAGGAGCUGAAAUAAAUUGUCCCUGUCUAACACAUGUAAAGUGUUAGUCCCGUGUUUCAGGACCUGAAAUAAAUUGUCCCUGUCUAACACAUGUAAAGUGUUAGUCCCGUGUUUCAGGACCUGAAAUAAAUUGUCCCUGUCUAACACAUGUAAAGUGUUAGUCCCGUGUUUCAGGAGCUGAAAUAAAUUGUCCCUGUCUAACACAUGUAAAGUGUUAGUCCCGUGUUUCAGGAGCUGAAAUAAAUUGUCCC